Molecule: messenger RNA, 3585 nt
Organism: Monomorium pharaonis (pharaoh ant)
Lineage: Eukaryota; Metazoa; Arthropoda; Insecta; Hymenoptera; Formicidae
Gene: Daxx
Product: DNA ligase 1
Exons: 5
Coding region: 579-3350 (923 amino acids)
Molecular function (GO): histone binding
Source: RefSeq, a predicted model, not a curated record
CGUACGUUUGAUAUGGGAGACGCCAUAUUGAUUUUUUCUUAAAAGUGAUGUGUCAUUGUAUAUGCAAGUCCGUCUAAAUAAGCCUUUAAACGAUUUUGUUCUUUUUUUCCAACCAUUACAAACGACCAUAGCUUUCUGUUGUUCUUUUACAUAUGAGUACCAUUCGUGAAGGCUGAAUUUCCCUAACAACUAACCAAUAAUAGCGCACAUAUACUCAUUAAUGACAUUCCAAUCUUUAUAUUUCGGAUAUUGCACGGAGAAAAGCGUCAUCAAAUUUCUAUACGAAGCAUUUUUUGAUUCUUCAGUUUCUCUUGACGUCAUAAAAACUGAAACUAAAGAGCAGUUCAGAUUAUUCCGACGAUCGAGCAGCGACUUUUCAUCGAGAUGUGAACUUUUACGUACUCAUGUCCGUACCUUCUGAACGAAUCAUCUACGAGACCAGCGAUAAUUGGAAGCGAGGCAAGUAACAAAAGCUGCCUUUCUGCUUUCGUGGAUAAGGAGGUCGCUCAGGAUAUUUCUGAAGGCAUUGAAUUAUAGAUUUGGUUGGCGGUAGCACUUAUUCAAUUUCGAACGAUACCAUGGAGAUGGAGGUCAUCUGUAUUUCUUCUGAUGACGAGUUGGACUUGCAAAAGGAAAACAAAACGGAUAAAUCUCAGAUCAAUUCUAUAGAAACUGAGAACAAAGUUUGCAAUUCUCCAAAAAUUGAAAUUUUAAACAGCGAUAAUGAACAAGUUGAAGAAAAUCAUCUAAAGCGAAAAAUAGAACAUGUAAACAAGGAAGAGAUAAUUUGUAAUACAGAGAAAAGAAAAAAAAUGAAUAAUAAUCAAGGCACAUCUAAGGUGACAAAAAAAGUUGACCUAUAUCCUGUACCCGAAAUACGUCUUGUUAAAUCUGAUUAUUAUGUCCAACCAAACAAAAACCAAGAAAUAAAUGAAAAGAUGCAAUUAAUUGUAAAGAAGAAGAAAAAAAUAUCGUAUGUUGCGCAGGAUGUCUUUCCUCUGUUUAUAAGUUUAUGUCUACAAAAAUGUCCAAAAAGUGAUAAAAUAGCGAUGGAUAAAAUUAUCAGCAAGUUAAAAACACGUUAUGAAAACUUGGAUCAAACUUAUAUUGUAUCAGAAAAUUUUAUCACGUUUUUAAACGAAAAACGCGAAGCUAUUAAGAAUGACAACAAAAAAAUAUAUGUGCAUAUAGAGGAAGUGAUGAAUGAGAUGAAGAAAAACAUUAGAAAAAAGUCCAAAGUAUCGCAAAAUGAUGAAAUUUAUGAUGCAGUUCCUUCCACUUCCUAUGCUACAAAGAAUGUACCAGUUAAUAAUGUGGUAAAAUCGAAUAAUAAUGAUGAUAGUGACGAUAGCGAUAACGAAAGGAAGGCGCGACAAAUUAAGAAACUAUUGCGCACUAUGGAAAAAUGUGAGGCAGUUAUUAAAGAAUUGGAAGAAGAGGAAGUUGAUUUUGAUCAGGAAGAAGAUAGUAAUUAUAUGAAAGUCGAAACCUAUAAACGGAGAAUGGUAAAGUUGUACAAUAAAUUGUGCGAGCUAACAGGAGAAAAUGUUGACGCAGGACGUGCAUAUUUACGUCCUAAACAUUUAAACGUAACUCAAAUUGUUGCUGUAGAUCAAGCAAUAACGAAUUUUAUUAAUUCUAAAAUUAUUAAACGAAAUCAACUUUUUAAACGAAAUCUAAAGGAAAAAAAGGAAAGAACUCUUACAGAUGAUUUAAUAUUCCCUGAUUACAAUGAUAUCUUGAAAUGUGUUAAAGACACCAAUGAUAGAGUAAACCUACAAUUGGAUAAAGAAAUGCAAAGAAACAUUGCAGAGAAAGCUUUCAAGGAAAUUGGGGAACACUUGCAACGCACAAGGCGCAACGAUUAUUGGGAUACCUUUUCUUUAUUUCUUGAAAAUAAAGAAGAUCCAGCUACAAAAGAUAGAAAUUUAGCGAAAAAACUAGCUGACAAUCGUAUUGAGGGUAACAAACGAUUAGCUGCCGUAUUUGACAAAUAUGAACAGAAAGAAAUAAAAUUAGGAGAACAAAUGGAUGAAGGAACAAUUUCAGAGGAGGAAGAAGAUGAGGAUGAAGACGAAGAGGAGGAAACAGAUACUACAAAUAAUGAAGAUAAGAUUGAUCACUUAUUUGUAACAAAACAGAAGACUAAUAAUGAAGAUAAUAAAAAAAGUAUAAAUAAAACAGUUAAUAUAAUAUCUAUAAAAAAUAAACCUGUAAAUAUGGUAAAUACGUGUCAUUCUAUGGAUAAAGCUAUUUUAAAUAAGACUGUAGCAGAUACCGCACAAAAGAAAUGUGAAACGGUUGAAAUAAACGUUUUUAUGGAAAAGAAGAAUACGGCAGUAGCAAUGAAUGAGAAUAAGACAAUUAGCAAGAAGAUGAUACCAUGUAAUAGUAAUAUUAUCUUAAAAAACGUUGUGAAGAAUGUGAUCGCCAAGACGCCGGAGGACUCGCUAUCAGUGACGUCUACAACAAACUGCACAAAGGAUCUACCAGAGGUGAAAACAAAAGAGGUAUCCACAGUAAUAACAGAUCCUGCAAUAAAGAGGACAACAAAGGAUGUAGCAGACACAGUAAUAUCUAAACUGGUAACGAAACAUACACCACAGCUGACAACAAGGGAUACAGCGGAGCUAACAGGAGAUACAACAGAGACAGUAAUGAAAAAUACAGCAGAAGAAGUAACAGAUGAAACAGAGAUAAUAACCGAGAGUGUGAUAGACGGAGCAAUCGAGAAUAUGCCAAAUGAUGAGCAGCCAGAAGGAGAAAAGAAGCCUCUAUUGCGAUUGCGUUCAUUUGCUAAACCACCCAUGACGUGGGAGGACAAUCAGCAUAAAACGGAUAAGACCGCCCAAGAAAAUACGCCAAAGGUAUCAAACCAAAUUAAAGAAGUGGUUGAUUUAACUAAUGAAGGAACAACCAAACCAUCACUUACUGGUAUUUUACAGUCUGGAAAAGUUAUUCCCGUAAUGAACAAAGGUCCCGUAGUAAAACAACAAACAGUGGUUAUACCGGCAAGUAGAAAUAUAAUCAGUGUUCAAAAUAUUACCAAUAAUUACUUGAAGAUAAAUCCGCGAACUGGACAAAUUAUAGCACCUGUACGAAAUCCAAAUACCACGAUAAUCCAAAUACCAAACGGAUCCAUUUCGAAUACCAGUCAACAAAUUAAAGCGCAAAAUUCUAAUGCCGUUACAAAUACCAUUAUUGUAAGAAAUGACUCUUUAAAAAGAAACGUAUACCAAAAAGUCCUUUUAAAUCCUAAAAAUGUGAUUGCUAUAUGUAAGAAACAGAUAGUGCAAUCUGUCUUUAAGCAAGCGGAUGUGAUGCCAUCGUCUACGUCAAAAUCCAAAUGACUCAAACAUAUAGCAAGGGCCAUCCUUUUAGAUCAUUGUUAUAUAAAAAGCAAUAUUAAUAUCUAAUUAUUCGACCAGGCGAUCAAUUUUGAUGUUAAAUAUAUUCAUAUUAUUGUCUAUAUAUUUCUUGUUUAUAAGCCAAAUAUAUAAAGAGACACAUUAAUAUAAUUAUUAAUAAAUUUUUUAGCGAAUUCGAAAUGUAUUUUAUAAUGAAUACAUAGUGCCUUAUAACAAA